Cloeon dipterum is the source of this 1341-nucleotide messenger RNA. RefSeq names its product flap endonuclease 1 (gene Fen1). The transcript is spliced from 7 exons. NCBI's taxonomy places the organism in Eukaryota, Metazoa, Arthropoda, Insecta, Ephemeroptera, Baetidae. Bases 155 to 1285 code for a protein of 376 amino acids. Gene Ontology annotation, cellular component: nucleus. Gene Ontology annotation, molecular function: 5'-3' exonuclease activity; magnesium ion binding; DNA binding. The record is from RefSeq and is a predicted model, not a curated record.
CGCUUCCUGGUUGUGGUUAUUCUCACUGUAACUGUUGACUGUUGCUGUUUUCAAAGCGGUCAGACUGAUCAGGAAACUUUUGUGCUGCCAGCUUCAGUCACCUGAGAUCGCAGCAAGAAAAUUAGCGAAAGCAUUUUCGACGUCAGCAGCCAAAAUGGGUAUUUUGGGCCUUUCAAAACUGAUCUCGGACGUGGCGCCGGGUGCUGUCAAGGAGAGCGAAAUCAAACACUAUUUCGGCCGGAAGGUUGCCAUUGACGCAUCAAUGAGUUUGUAUCAAUUCCUGAUUGCCGUUCGCUCCGAAGGCGCUCAGCUCACUUCGGCUGAUGGAGAGACCACAAGCCACCUGAUGGGAACUUUCUACCGCACAAUCCGGCUGGUUGAGAAUGGCAUCAAGCCUGUGUACGUGUUUGAUGGUAAACCUCCGGAGCUCAAGUCUGGGGAGCUGGGGAAAAGACAAGAGCGAAGGCAGGAGGCACAGAAGGCCCUUGAAAAGGCCACGGAAGCGGGUGACGCCGAGCAGGUGGACAAGUUCAACCGGCGUUUAGUCAAGGUGACCAGAACCCACGCAGAGGAAUGCAAGAAACUGCUGUCACUCAUGGGGAUCCCUUUUGUCGAUGCCCCUUGCGAAGCGGAAGCUCAGUGCGCCGCAUUGGUCAAGUCGGGGAAGGUUUUUGCCACUGCCACUGAAGACAUGGACGCCUUGACCUUUGGCUCCAACAUUCUGCUCAGGCACAUGACCUUCAGCGAGGCCAGGAAGAUGCCCAUCCAGGAGUUCCACUUAGACAAAGUUUUGUCUGGACUAGAGCUGAGCAAGGAGCAGUUUAUCGACCUGUGCAUUCUCCUUGGAUGCGACUAUUGCGACUCGAUUAAAGGCGUUGGACCGAAAAGGGCCAUCGAAUUGAUCAGGAACAACGGCAGCAUUGAAAAGAUUGUCAACAACCUGGACAAGAAGUACACAGUUCCCGAAAACUGGCCCUUUGAGUACGCGAGGAAACUUUUCGUGGAGCCCGAGAUCACAGAUCCAGAGAAAAUUGAGCUGAAGUGGGGAGCCCCAGAUGUAGACGGACUUGUUCAAUAUCUGUGCGUCGAAAAAGGAUUCAAGGAAGACAGAGUUCGCAGUGGAGCUGCCAAGUUGGCCAAGAGCAAAAGCUCAGCUACUCAGGGUCGACUUGAGGACUUUUUCAAAGUGAUUCCUAACAACAACCCUUCAGUGAAGAGGAAAGCGGAUGAGAAAAACAACAAGAACGCUAAGAAGAGCAAAGGUGGUUUCCGAAAACCUAAGUAAAUGUUAUCCACUUGCAUUUUUAACCUAGUUAUUUUAAGUGUAAAAUAAAAAAUUCC